CCCUAGUCUACGAAUAUUCUCUUCAUAUCCUUAAUUUCCCCUUAUUUGUUUAUCGCUUCAUUAAUUGAAAAUGGCGUACACCAUCCUCCUCAUCGGUGGGCACGGCAAAGUCUCGCAGCUCUUGACCCCGCUCCUUCUGGCGAGAUCAUGGAACGUGACAAGCAUGAUCAGGUCACUAGAUCAGAAAGAUACGAUUGAAAAGCUAGGGCAGGGGCAUCCAGGGAAACUGGAUGUUCUGGUCAGCAGUGUGGAGGACGUAAUGACCGAAAACGAUGCGCGGAAGAUUUUAGAACAGGUAAAGCCAGAUUGGGUUGUUUGGAGUGCCGGCGCUGGAGGUCGUGGUGGCGCUACACGCACUCUCGCGAUAGAUCAAGACGCUGCGAUCUCAUUCACCAAAGCGAGCAUCCGCAUACCCAGCAUCAAGAAGUUUUUGACCGUUUCCUACAUCUCCUCGCGCCGUAACAAACCUUACUGGUGGUCCGAUAAAGACUGGGCCUACGCGCAAAAAGUAAACAACGAAGUGCUUCCUACGUAUUAUAAAGCCAAGGUCGCAGCUGAUGAGGUUUUGACGGUCCUUGCAAAGGAGAGGUUUGAUGAAGAGGAGAAGAAAGGAGUUGAGGAGAAAGAUAGGUUCUGUGGAAUAAGCUUGAGGCCUGGUACUUUGAGCUUAGAGAAGUCCGGGGGUGUGAAGAUGGGAAAGAUUGAGUGUGAGGGUAGGGUUAGCAGAGCAACAGUCGCGCAUGCAGUGGUGAGCGUUUUGGAAACUGAAGGUGCGAGGGGCUGGUUCGAUAUGCUUGAUGGUGAUGAGGAUGUGGGCAAGGCUGUCGAAAGAUGUGUGAAGGAUGGGGUGGAUUGCGUGGAGGGUGAAGAUUUUGAGGGGAUGAAGGAGAGAGUUGGCAAGUUGUAACUCACGCAGAGUCUUGUUCUAGAAGGCACUGUACACAUAAUUUGAUGAUUUGACACAAGGCAUGCAUUGAGAGCCAUGCCCAUAGCAAUCUAAAAGAAUCAGGUCUACGACAAGGCCCAACACAGCC
Messenger RNA from Lindgomyces ingoldianus, 1034 nucleotides. RefSeq lists its product as uncharacterized. The transcript is spliced from 2 exons. The record is from RefSeq and is a predicted model, not a curated record. The coding region runs from base 71 to 907 and encodes 278 amino acids. NCBI's taxonomy places the organism in Eukaryota, Fungi, Ascomycota, Dothideomycetes, Pleosporales, Lindgomycetaceae.